CUGGGUAUAUGAUAUAUGUGUCGGCGGUGUUUGUAAUUUGAGACUCAGCGCCUCUAAGUUGUAUCAGUACGCCAAUAUGGUUACUAGGAAUAUAGUAUACUGUAUGAGAAUGUAUAGAAAGUGUGUAUACAGCUGUAAUAUGCAGACGUUAAGCAUAAAGUAAUGGAAGGAUAGAAACUAAUAAAAUAUCGUUUAUAUCAGAUAGCAUUACGGGCUACUUUAUUUAGACCACCUGUGACAUAUGGUAGGCUACAGUUUGUAAUUUCCAGAUUUAACUGCAUACUUUAAAUGAUUGAUAACUUAUCUUGAAAUGCGUAACUAAUUGAGUGUAACUCGCACUUUACCGCAACGUGAUAUAAACUCGCCUAAAGCGCUUGUUGCACGAAACGGCAUCUUAAAUGAGUUACAGCACCUGUGGCCAACUGCCCAUUAAACAUACCUAUUUAAAAGGAAUGUAUGUGUUUAUCCGUGUAUGACUUUUAUAUAAGAAUAUUAGAUAGUAGAUCUGUACUCAAAUUGGGUUCCAACUGCUUUUAUAAACCCAGAAAUUUUAUAUUUGCUAACGGUUGCGAGUAACAUAUAAAUGUAGUAACUGUAUCUCAAUUUCAUACACACAGGUUAUUGUACAAGUAUGAAUCACAUGUUUUACUUGUGUAUCCUGCCCACUGUUUUUCUCUGCGUUUUCGGUGUCGAGAUUUCUCUUCAAAAUUCCGGAGUGUGGUCGUAUCAAAACACAACCAUUAAUGUUACUUCGAAACCAACUGUCCUCAAACCGUGCGAAACCGAGGCUUUAUUCCUACUUCGAAAUGGCACACUUUCGCCCAGCGCACCUGCGGUUUUACAUUUGCCAAAACGAACUUUCCAACCUGGAGAGCCGUUCGCAUUUUCAUUACGUGUUCGGAACAGCAAAGAUCUAACGAAAAGGGCUUCGCUGGUAGAAGCAUUUUACAUCGAGGCGCACAAAGUCGGCGCGAGCUUACCAAUAGGAAAUUUCGAAAGGCUGAAGUCGGAAGGUGGUGUUUUGAUAACAAACUGUGGCGUUGAAUAUACGGACGCCACUGCUACAAACGACCCUUCUGGCUUUAGGCCACGUGAAGAGAUCGUAUUGUAUUGGAUUCCACCAUCUAACUUGAACACAAGUGCUAUCAUCAACUUCAGGGCGGUGGUCAAGCUAACAGACAAUAACGAUACCUGGACGGUACUAGCAUCAUCUGAGGUGGUCGCAGGUAGAAAAGAAUGCUUUGUGGGUAAUGGAGAAAGUUACAGAGGAACCGGCUACGUCACAGUUUCUGGGAUCGAAUGUCAGAGAUGGGACUCGGAUGAACCGCAUAGCCAUUUUACGCGACCUGAUGAUUUUCCCGACGCCGAUUUAACAAGCAACUUCUGUCGUAACAUGGACAAUGACACUGCUCCUUGGUGUUACACCACUAUGCCCCAUCACUCCAAACGCUAUGAAACUUGUGCUGUUCCCAAAUGCACUGACGACUUCCCUGGUUAUUUUACUGAUUUCGGUCCGGUUGCUGGAGACGCUGUUUUAGGUAAAGGAAGAACAAAAUCGGGAAAAAUAAAACUAAAGACCCCAUUUCAAAACUCGUCCUUUGAAUGGGUUAAUUUUAUGAUAUUCGAAGACGGAGUCUUGGCGUUUGGUAACGAUUCAUUCCCAGAUCACCUGCAACCUACAAAGUUUCCCCUUAACAGGGUAGAAACAUUUCAGUUUAACGCUGCGUUAAUUGCUCCUUUCUGGACUGAUAUCCAGCGGAAGAAUUCCUCAGUUGGGACGGGACUUAUAUUUUUCCGAGAAACAAAUGAUAAAAUCACUCUAAGAAGUAUUACAGAGGUUAUUAACAGACAAGGGUCAAAAUCAAGGAGCAUUUCUAAUGUGGCGAGUGAAUUUAAGGCAACUAAUGUCGUGAUUGUUACAUGGUACUUGGUCAGUGAUGGUGAAAAACCAACUGCCGAUGGAAGUGUGUUCCAAGUUGUUGUGGCUUUUGGUGAUGAUAAUGUAUUUCUCAUAUAUAAUUAUCAUAUGAAGGAAUGGAGAGGAGACUUUGCUGCACAGAUUGGGUACGACAUUAGCCCUGAUCUCCAUCUCAACAUUGGGACAAGAAAUACUUCAACUGCGAGUGUUUUAUCGUCAUAUGUGAAGAUACGAUCGAAUGUAGGAGUAGCUGGGCAGUGGGUGCUACUUAUACCUGCAAAUACUGUGUCUAAUGAUGCAAAAACCACAACUGUAGCCCCUACAACAAGUGUAUUCACUACAGAAGAAAGUACGGCUGUACGAAGUUAUGUUACUGAUAGAAUGCCUGCACAAGUCACUACCGACCAGGGAACAACAAAAGGAACAGGCUUAGCGGUUUCUUUCACAUCAAUAAAUUCAAAUGGUGCGAUCAUUACAGCCGCUGAACGACAAUCACCUAUGUGUACUAUAAAUCAAUGUAGUAAUGGAGGGACAUGUAUUGUAACUGAAAACAGCUUCAUAUGCGAGUGCAGACCUGGGUUUGUAGGAAGGUUGUGCUCUCGUGCUAUCAAUGAGUGUGCAAGCAGUCCGUGUUUGAAUAGAGGUGUAUGUCGAGACCAUAUCAAUUACUACAGUUGUGUUUGUCCUCCUGAGUAUUCUGGGGUUAACUGUGAAGUGUUGGUUGAUCGUUGUAAUCCAAAUCCUUGUAAAAAUGAAGGUAUAUGCCAGUCAAUCCACAACAGUUACACUUGCUUUUGUGUGAGUGGGACUGCAGGAACAAAUUGUGAACACCACUCAUGUGUCGAUGGGCAAUGUUUAGAUUCAAGACCUUGUAUCAGUGACAGUGGAAAACAAAACUGUUCCUGCGAUAUAUCAACAAAUGCAAUAACAUGCACAAGCACAAAUGAUGGCCAUGGAAACAUUUCACACGGUGGAUGUCCAUAUGACGAAUCUGGUUAUGUGAUAAAAGGUGUUAUAACAUGGAGCGCCACCAAAGCUAGUUCUACUUCAUAUGCAGCUUGUCCAACUCCUAGCACUGCACAAGCUACAAGACAAUGCGAUGCAAAUGGUUUUUGGCGUCUGCCUGACAUGUCAGAGUGUGGAAUGUUGGGUAAAACAAGCAGAUAUUUACAUGACCUCUCAUUGGUUCCAAUUACCAACGAUAAUUCGGUUGAAGUCCUUCAGAUCCUCACUAACCUCACAUCUCUGGAGGCAGGAUCACUGAGAGCAUACGACAUCACUAACAUUGCCACAACUCUCACCAACAUCUUCCACAAUCUGAUCCUCGUCUCUUAUGAAGAUGAACUUAAUCUUCUUCUUGUUAUUGAAAACAUCCUGAUGAGCUCCAGAGAGGAACGAAGCUUGGCUGGAGAGCAGUCAUCUGCAAACGCGAGAUUGAUUUCUGUCAUUGAUGUUGCUUCUUCUAAAUUAUCUCUCGCUAAUUCAACUCCCACCAUCAUAGAAAGCAACACAACAUCAGUAGCUGCCCAACUUGUUAAUGUCAUGGAUUUUGAUGGGAGUUCAGUAACUUUCACAAUGGAGGGCAACUUAUCCCUCCAAUCCCAACCUUCCACCACCAACACGACUUCCAACAUCCAAGCUUCUAUCUCUCUUCCUUCGUCAAUCUUUCUAACCGACGAAAACCUUCAAAGGAAAAUCUACUACACACUAUAUAAAUCACCUAAGCUAUUUGAGUUUGUGAGUUAUUCCAGCUUUCCAGAUGCCAGUCAAAAUACAUUUUUAUCAUCGCAAGUUAUAUCUGCAAGCAUAGGAAAUAGGCGUGUUUCAAAUUUAUCAGAGCCAGUAAAGAUAGUCCUCACACAUAACUCAAGUCUCCAAGCAAGACCUGGCUUUCCUAAAUGUGUUUUCUGGGUCCCAUCGAGCGUUGGAGAUGGUUAUUGGUCAUCUAAUGGUUGUAACGUCAAUCACACUUCAAGCACUCAGACCGUUUGUCAUUGCUCUCAUUUAACCAACUUUGCUGUUUUACUAGAUGUAUAUAAUCAAAACAAUAACCUUGACCCAACACAUGAGUUGAUACUUCGAAUUCUUUCUUAUAUUGGUUGUGGUUUAUCUGUUACUGGACUGUUAAUCACUCUGCUAUCAUACAUCAUGUUUGGGAAAAUUAAAAGAGAUGCUCCUGCCAAGAUCCUUGUGUGUCUCUGUGUUUCACUCAUAGCUCUCAACUUAUUCUAUCUCAGUCUUACUCCUGCUUAUUACUAUAACUCCAAGAGUUGUGUUGCUGUCUCAGUUCUGCUUCACUACUUUCUACUGAGUGCUCUCACAUGGAUGGGAUUGGAAGCACUUAACAUGUACAUUGCAUUAAUCAGAGUGUUCAAUACUUAUUAUAGGAAGUAUAUACUGAAGAUGUCUCUUGUAGGCUGGGGUGUGCCUCUUAUAAUUGUCGUCAUAGCUUUGUGUCUUCAUUUUCUCACUGAACCCGUCUAUAUUCCAAUGGAUGAUUAUAGAAUUUGUUGGAUUCGGAAAGAAGUCUUUUAUGGAUGUUUAGUUGCUCCUUUUGCUCUGAUCUUUGCGUUCAAUUGCAUUAUUUUCUGCCUCGUUCUCGCACAACUUCUGGGAUUAAGAUCAAGAAAGCUGAAACAUCGAGACUCGCGAAAAAAUCACAAGAAAUCUUCAAAACAUGAAAACGGUCGCAAGUUAAGGGGAGCAAUAGGUUUGAUGGCACUGCUUGGCAUUACAUGGGGACUUGCAUUCCUAUCAAUUGGUAAAGCAUCAUUGCCUCUUUCGUAUCUAUUUGUGAUAUUUAACAGCACGCAGGGUUUCUGGGUGUUUAUAUUCCACUGUGUAUUGAAGAAAGAUAUAGCCAACAUCUGGCAGAAGAUCCUUACAUGUCAAGGUUACGAUAAAUCCAAUAAAUCCGGAUCCAAACGCUGGAGAUCAUCCAGUGGAGUUGCAUCUGGAGCAGGAAGCAGAUGUACAUCAGUUGCAUCCCGGACACAAUCCCUUGCUUCUAUUAAGUCCCCUCCAUCUAUUAGUAACAGUCGAAAAGGUUCAGAAGCCACAAGUGACAACAAGAACGACAUCAGCCAAUUGAGUUUAUACCAGUCAGAUCCGGUUGGAGAUAUUAUUAUUGAUAACAUGUGCUAUGCUCGAAACGAACAACCAGACCAACAGUUGGGCAUCCAUCCAAGACUUGUGCGUCGUAUACCACGUCCCUCAGUUACCAUUUUAUCUUGUAGUGUAGCAGUUCAAACCGACCCUGGAAUAUCUGGCGCUGAAAAUGCCGAUCUUUCUGGUGAAAAGUUUGCUUUUCCAACGGCAGACGGCGGCGCUGUGGCCGAAAUGGAUCAAAGUUACGACCACGAGAAUUCAGAGGCAGUUUUCCGCUCAAAUGAGAGCGGAGUCUACUCUGAUAGUAGUUCCAGCAGCUCCUGCCAUGUUGAGGCGGAUGUUUAUGAGAACUACGUACCAGAAUCGCAGAAUGCUAGAGUAGAAAGUACUAAACCAAAUCGAGGGGUAGAUUUAGGAAACACAACAUUUGAAACGUUAAGUGAAGAGUUAAGAGCGUUGGCCAAAGAAAUAGAAACCCAUCUCAGUAAUACUAGUUUGGCAAGGGAGAAUGCACAAUGUCUUGCCGACCAUCCAAUAUGUGAUACUGAAUCAAAAAGUUCGGAUAGUUUACAAUCUGACAGUGAAGAUACACCGGUUACACAAGCGCAAGUUUGGAAACCUCCUUUAGUUAUAAAGCGAAGCAACGACAUUUGGAAGCAAGAAAAUGCGAAACCGAAUGCAGAUACUACAAAAACAUUUACUAGCACUUUCACCAAGACGGUUGGUCAAGAAGAAAAGGGAAAUUCUUCAAACGAAGUUGUCAAAACGAAAAUCUUCGUUCAAAAGUCGGAUCAAAUCUGCCUCAGAAAAAUCCGAUUUUCUGGCAAAGAGAAAACGCCUGGUGUAAAGUCGUUCGUAAAUACAAGGUUUUCAAACUUCACAUAGUGCAUCAAAUUUCUAUUUUCCACAACAUUCCAUAGAUCGUGUCAUAGAAUCGUUCGCGAACAUUCCACGGGAAUACAACUUUGUUUUUGGUAACCACUGUAUACAAGAAGAUAAAAUGAACUUACAUAGAAGACCAAAGCUAAUAUUAGGCCUUUGUAGGCCACAUUAAAACUUUUUAACAAUUUUAUAAAUGUGCAACAUAAAGCCUAUAUUGAACACGUUCAUCUUAAAGUUCAUUCGGUUGCAAAUAUAUCAUACAUUCUAUUGUAUAAACGUUCAUUGCAUUUGUGGUACGACUUUUUGUUACCGGUAAGCUAUGUCAGAAUUUAACAUCAAAUUUCUUUCAAUGUAUUUUAUCAACUCUUGCCUCCUACGUCAUCGUUACGUCACACUCUUAUUACGUCAUCGAAUACACCUCACCUAUUCGUUAAUUAA
Molecule: messenger RNA, 6346 nt
Organism: Ciona intestinalis (vase tunicate)
Lineage: Eukaryota; Metazoa; Chordata; Ascidiacea; Phlebobranchia; Cionidae
Source: RefSeq, a predicted model, not a curated record